Molecule: messenger RNA, 3189 nt
Organism: Sordaria macrospora k-hell
Lineage: Eukaryota; Fungi; Ascomycota; Sordariomycetes; Sordariales; Sordariaceae
Molecular function (GO): protein binding
Source: RefSeq, a predicted model, not a curated record
AUGGCCGCACCUAAUUUGAACACCUUGCCGGCCGAACUUCUCCUGGAUAUCGGGGAACGUCUUGGUUUCAAAGACCGUGCCUUUUUGAUUCGUGUCUCCAGAUAUUGUCACGCUGUCUUGACUGAGAAAUUAUACAAUCACUUCGGCAAGAUAGAGGCGGCGCGCUGGGCCGCCAAUAAUGGCAGCUGUUUGGUCAUGAGAACCGCGCUAUCGCAUUGCACCGGGGAGACAGAAAGGGACUUGCUCAUCAACAUGCCUAUCGAUGAUGAUCUUGAAGAUCCCGAGGCACCGGUCUAUGCGACUCCGCUUGCUCGCGCAUCUUACCGUGGUCAUCUUGAUGUUGUUACGUACCUCUUGGACGUUGGGGCACGCCAGAAAGUAUUGUCGUACCUGUUCUGCAACUGCAUCGACUUGCAAAGCAUCUUCGAAGGCUUCGAGGUUCACGAUGUUCCUAAUGUCCCGACAUGGUAUCCUCUUCAUUACGCAAUAUGCAGUAAGAAUGAAGAGGUCGCUCUGCUUCUUAUCGACCGGGGUGCGCCUUUGCUGGCGUGUGACGGUGGUCCUCGUGUCACUGCACUCCAAAGUGCCGUUGCGAAUGGCUGUCUAAAAGUUGUACAGCGCCUCGCGAAACGGUACCGUGAGCUGAACCGCGGCCCUCUGUUAACCCCUAGGCAUGAGGCAGACGUAGAUCGUCUGCUAGACCCCAGGGCAACCGAUGCUCGUCUCAACACUGCGAUGCACUACCUCACGCUGUGUCCGCGUCGUGAAUAUCUUCGCCAAAUAUGCCUCUGUCUGAUGGAUCUUGGGGUCCCGCUAGAUACUCCAUGGGGUAGUAUGGCCAUGUCGCCCCUUCUGAUGGCGUGUGCCAUAGGUAAUUUUAGGGUAGCUACCGAACUCGUGCAAUUCGGGGCGAACCUCCAACGUCGAGACCCUACAGAACAGGAACGCCAGCAAAACCCCCAAGAACACGUAUUGCCCGAACACCGACAAUCAAACGCCCCAUACGUGUAUUCUGCCCUGGGAGCCAGGUAUAUCCGAGCUACCCAGGCGGGCGUUGUGUGGCGGCCAGGCGGCCAGGCACGCUGGGCAAUCGAUCGUCAGGAAUUCAUCAGAGUGUUCAUCCAGCACAACGGUGAGGUUAACGCACCCGUGAGUCUAGUUGGUGAAACCGCUUUGUUAAGAGCAGUCGACAGAGGGUUCGUGGCUGAAAUCCGAAUACUUCUCUCGGAGGGAGGCGCUGUUGUUGACAGACCAGAUGCGUUUGGGAUGACACCGUUGUGCAAGGCUGCCCUGCGCGGUAACGUGACUAUCGUCGAGGCCCUUCUGGAAGCCGGGGCGGACCCAAACCUUUCCAGUCGAAUCGGUCAAGUCACCGCCCUGGAGCUGAUCAGUGGCAUGAUUGCGUCACCAGAAAUCGAGCAGAUCAUAAUAUUGCUACUACGCUACGGUACGCGUGUGGGAAGAUUAUCACCUCGGUCUCCCCAUCAAUAUGAUCGGACUUACUUGAUCACUUUGAUGUGGCGAUAUUUCGAGCGUGGUAACCAUGCAGAUUACUGGGUCACGGCGACAAUUCUCGAAAACAGCACUGAAGCAAACAUAUCGCGUGGCUGCUGGCAAUACGCGGCCGAAGUUGCCCUUCGCCUAGAUAAACAUGGAGAUCGGGAGAAGCCAGGACAUAGACCGUUAUGCUCGCUCCUAGGUUUGUUUGGUGAAAAAGUCAGCUAUACUUUUGAUGAUUCCAGACUCUACUCGAUUGUCGAGCAGCUGAUCAAAAGGGGUCAUGCCAGUAAUGUGUCAUGUCUGUUCUGCCUCGGAGGAAGGAAUAUAGAACUUCGAGCGCAGAACUAUUUCCACAGCGUGGUCAAGACACUCAGCGGCGUCUUCACUCAAGAAGCGAUGCUGGCCUUGGUCUUGACUCAUAGUAAAAAGUCAGCGUUGCCUUUGGCCACUCAAUUGCUCGUUGAGUGGGAUGCGGCCGAUAUCGACGUGACUGGGAGGAUUCACUGUCUCAGCACCAAACCGACGCUACUUCAUCUCGCUUGUAGCAAGGGCGAUUGGGGAUCCGCAGGCCUCCUUAUCACCAAAGGUUGUUCCCCGGACGCCGUCAAUGGCUGUCUUUUGACGCCCAUGGCAGAGGCUGCAGCGGGUGGUUACAGGAAGCUGGUCGAAGCUCUGAUGGACUGUACGACAGCCGAUCCACACGAGUCAUACCGGAAUCCUUCAACCACCACCAGAUUAUUGCAAGACCAAGUAGCAUCCUCAGGCGACUUUCUUCGCCCGCCUCCCGGGACCAGGAUCUCCCAGUUCGUGCUCCGUGAGCUUAUCAAGCUUCAGGGUGCACGUUUAGGACUUCCCAAUGCCGAUACCAGCAAUCAACACUCCAUAGACCCAUCCCUUCCCAAAAAGGGGGGUUGGAACCCUUUCACGCCACAUCACUAUGGAUUCUCUGCCUUUGAAGCUGCCUGUCACGAGGGACACAACGACGUUGUAAGAGCCAUUCUCAAGCGUAAACCCCUCGGACACCCUAUCACCCAAGUCCAGCGGGGUUUCAUGGUCGUAAAGCCGUCCUUCAGCUCCCUCACUGACGCCGCUCUGAACGGCCACUGGGACACGGUGCACACCUUGCUCAGCGCCGGUGCGGACCCCAACCAGGGCAUCCUGCGCGGCUGUCUCGACCUGACCCCCCUCCACAUCUGCGUGGAGGCGCUCGUGAACACGGUCCGGCUAUACAACCUUGAUGCCGAGACGCUGGCUACCGAACAGCCCAUCCCCCCUGGUUCCGAUCUGGAGGCCCCCGCGCCGUUCCCGCCGGAUAUGCACCCCCAGCUGCUGCCGUUAGUUAAGAGGAUUCAGAGAAUUGUCAGCGUUAUUGUGCAUCUGAAAACAGUCGGGGCAAAGGAGGAGUCGGAUAAUUCCGUGUUUAGAGAGGUGCACUCGUUGCCUGGGGGACCGUUCCCGCCGGAUACGAUGGGCUUGCUGAGGAAGCUCAUGAAGACGGAGGAACUGGGGUAUAUGGGGGGAAGGUUCAUGGAGAGACAUGGUGAGGUGGUGGUGACGAGGAAGUUUACGUUGGAUGAUCCGGAAGGAAAGAAGAUCGUACUGGUUGGUGAGGGGAACGGCGACGCGAAAAAUCAGGACUCGAAAGAUGAAGAUUCAAAGGACGGGGGUGAGGAGAAGCUGAAGAAGUAG